UUCAAGAUUGGCAAAAGAAAAGGUUAUGUAUGAAAAAGAAGCAAAACAGCAAGAAGAAAAGAUUGAGAAAAUGAAAGCAGAAGCAGGAGAUGACUAUGCAAUCAAAAAGCAGACUGAGAUCUUACAAGAAUCUCGAAUGAUGAUUCCAGAUUGCCAGCGCAGAUUAGAGACUGCUCAUGCAGACCUUGUUCAGCUAUUAGAAAAUGAAAAAGAGUUGGAAGAAUCUGAAGAAUAUAAAGAUGCACGUUCUGUACUGGAGUCAGUAAAAUUAGAAGCCUAAAUUGAUUUUUCACUUUGUAUUUAAGCGUUGGUAUUGGGUCCAUUGCCACACUUUGCUAAUGUUUGGCCACUGCUGUAUUACUUCAAGUAGUAUUGAGAAUAAUACCUUGCUAAAAUGACCUGUUUCGCACUGGCAAAUUAUUUAGCCUUUCUCUUUCUUGAAGAUUUGUUGAAUAAAUGAUUUUAUGUGA
Messenger RNA from Sphaerodactylus townsendi, 470 nucleotides. RefSeq names its product tubulin folding cofactor A (gene TBCA). Gene Ontology annotation, molecular function: beta-tubulin binding. The record is from RefSeq and is a predicted model, not a curated record. The transcript is spliced from 4 exons. The coding region runs from base 26 to 280 and encodes 84 amino acids. Gene Ontology annotation, biological process: tubulin complex assembly; post-chaperonin tubulin folding pathway. Gene Ontology annotation, cellular component: microtubule cytoskeleton; cytosol. Lineage: Eukaryota; Metazoa; Chordata; Lepidosauria; Squamata; Sphaerodactylidae.